CGAAAAGGGUAAACCAGACACAUGAAGCCAUGGAGUCGGACAAGUUGAACGAAUUAAAUCGACAAAUCAAUGAGAUUAAGAAGCGCAUUUUAUUGGCAGAUGGCCAAAAGACGGCUAAUGCGGCCGAGUGGCAGAAACAGAACCGCAUCAACUGCGACACCAUUAGCUCUUUGAAAAAGGACAUCAAGGAGCUGACGGUGAAGGCGAGUCGACUGCGAAAUCCCCUCCAACGACCAGUGGUCAUCAAGGAGCACACUGGGGAAUCCCGGAGGGCUCAGAGCUGCACGCCCACUUUAAUUGUGGGCAAGGCCACGUAUCCUGUGGGGGCUAAAAACGCCGACGAUGCCAUUUUCCUCACUGAUCUCAAGAUUACCGAGAGUCGCAAGCAGAUGGAUCUUCUGCGGCAUCGCUUCAAAUCCCGCCAGCAGCACUUCAGUAAACUGGUGGAGAAGUAUCGUGGUCUGCUGUCCAACAAGGAGGCACAGAACCAAAACUUGGGUGAAAAGCCCCCAGAAACCCUCGAGGAGGAUGCCAAUAGGAAGCUCGUUUGCCAUCUGGAGAACGAGAUCCACCGCACCAAUGUGCAGUGGAUGGAGGCGGAGCACAUCCGCAAGAAGUAUCGCUCCAUUGAGGCGUCCUUGAUGACGGAUGCGGAGCGUUUUGAGCGGAGUCUGCGGGAGCUGGAGGCAUCACUGAGUGACCAGAAGGCGGAGAUCGAGCGACUGCAGCAGGUGCACAACGAGGCGGUCGAGAUGCGGGACGCGGCCAAGGUGAUCCUGCAGCGUCAGGAGCAGCAGGCCAAUCUCUCGCAGAAAACCAGGGAGCGGCAGGCUCUCGACUUCCGCAAACAGGUGGAGGCCCGAAAACUAGAGCUGGAGCGGAUUGGGCGCAAGCUCUUUGCCGAAACCAAGACACUGGUCCACCAGGACAGUGUGGGAUCCAGUUCGGGCGACCAGCACACGGCCAAGACGGAAAACGGCGAGGAGGAGCCGGUGUCCCAACUGGAGAGCGUGACCAGCGACAUGGAAUCCCUGUUCAAGCAGCUUAUGGAGGCCUCCGGCGCCACCUCGCCGUUCGAGGUCUUUGAAAGAUUCAGUGCCCAAAAGGAGUCCGCCGCCCGAUUGAACUAUUUACGGAAGGCAGCCGAGGCGGAAAAGGCCAAUCUGGAGGCGGAACGCGAGGCUCUAAGCAGCGAACUGGAGGCCUCGAAAUUCUCCGAUGUCAAGGAGAGUGAAGUAAACCAAGAGGUCAUUGAACAAAUCAAGAACAGCAUUGCCGCCAAGGAGCAGGAUCGCAAACUGGACACUGACGAGGCGGGCAAAUCGAUGGGGGUGUUGAAGUAUCUCAAGGAACGCAUCUGCGAGAUGAUCUUUAAGGUGCAGGAAGUGGACGAGAGCAACAUCGAGAUACCCGAAAGGAAGCUCCAUGUGAGCGUAGCCGAACUGCCCAAUUUUCUGACCCACACUGCCGAAGAUGAGGAUAUGAUUGAGAUACUCAAACUAAAGAUUAAACGCUGCCAAGAGUUGAGCAAAUCCGAGGAUGUGCCACCGUUCGAGAUACCCAAGUUGGACAUAGUGGAUGAGGAGGAGGAGGAGGAGAUGUACAAGGCGGAGCCGCCCAAGUCCCCAUCCGCUCCCGAGGGCGAGAAGCCACAGCCCAUGCCCGUGUGCUACUAUAAUCUGUUCGCAGGGCGUGCCCAAAGAGCUGCGGGCACAUCCUCAUCCUCUCCAGAACAGGCUCCAGCGGCGGUGGCCACCACAGACGACGACAAUGAAGUGCCAUCCCGGAACUUCCUAAAGCGACAAUCUGUACUUAUUGUUGAUUCAAAAUCCCGUCGAAAGCCAUUUAGACCUGCACCCGGAGCAAGACGAAAAUAAAUGUGUUCCGAAAAUGUCAUUUCAUUAUUGAAGUCAAAUUUAAUAUAUUUAUAUACUUUAAGAUGCAGUCUAAAAUAUCAAAUUUAAGCAAAUGCAAGGGUACACAAAUAUUAGUUUCUGUGGUUUCCUUUCCUGUUUCUCAACUUUGACAAAUUGUCUUCAGUCCAUCAUGUCAUGGUGGAGCAACUUUGAAAACUUUCUAAA
Messenger RNA from Drosophila elegans, 2081 nucleotides. RefSeq names its product early endosome antigen 1 (gene CCDC151). Gene Ontology annotation, biological process: cilium movement; outer dynein arm assembly. Gene Ontology annotation, cellular component: cilium. The transcript is spliced from 6 exons. Lineage: Eukaryota; Metazoa; Arthropoda; Insecta; Diptera; Drosophilidae. The record is from RefSeq and is a predicted model, not a curated record. The coding region runs from base 30 to 1877 and encodes 615 amino acids.